GGGAGCAGGAGGCAGGCGGUGAGCAGAGGAGCCGGGAACGCCCCGCAACCCAGUCGCGCCGCGGCUUUCCGCCGCUGCCCCGCCGGUCGGUUGAAUAUUACAGCUUCACAUGUAUUUGGGCCUUUUCUACUGAUGUCCAACACACAGUAGGUGUUCUAAACGGUAUUCAGCAGGUCCCACAGCAGCAUAACAGCAGCAUAACAGCAGUCCUUCUUUGAUACGAGAUGGAGGAAACAUACAAAGAUAGAACUUCAUUAAUGAAAGGGGCAAAAGAUAUUGCCAAAGAAGUGAAGAGGCAAGCAGUGAAAAAAGUGAAUAAAGCUGUUGAAAAGGCUCAGGAUGGCUACACACAGAGGUCCUACAAUCGAUUCCAGGAUGAGGAAGAUGAUGAUGAUUACUAUGUGCAAGGAGGAAACUAUGGUGUUGAAGCUAAUGAUGAUGAAGGAUCAAGUGAAGCAACUGAAGGGCAUGAUGAAGAUGAUGAAAUUUAUGAAGGGGAGUAUCAGGGAGUCCCUAGCAUGGGGCAGGGUAAAGACGGCAUGGUGGCCUUAGGUCAGCCUAUGCGUGAUGAGUAUAAAGAUCGUCAUGAACUGGAAACAGAGAGAAAAGCUGAUGAAGAAGAGCUAGCACAGCAGUAUGAACUGAUAAUACAAGAAUGUGGCCAUGGUCGUUUCCAGUGGGCCCUCUUCUUUGUGUUGGGAAUGGCCCUGAUGGCUGAUGGAGUUGAAGUUUUUGUAGUUGGAUUUGUGUUGCCCAGUGCUGAAACAGAUAUGUGUAUACCCAAUUCUGGAUCAGGAUGGCUUGGUAGCAUAGUGUACCUGGGGAUGAUGGUGGGGGCAUUCUUCUGGGGAGGCUUGGCAGACAAGGUGGGAAGGAGACAGUCACUCCUGAUAUGCAUGUCUGUCAAUGGAUUCUUUGCCUUCCUUUCAUCAUUUGUCCAGGGCUAUGGCUUCUUCCUCUUCUGUCGCUUGUUUUCUGGAUUUGGGAUCGGUGGAGCUGUGCCAACAGUCUUCUCCUAUUUUUCGGAAGUGCUUGCUCGUGAGAAACGAGGUGAACACUUGAGUUGGCUCUGUAUGUUUUGGAUGAUUGGCGGCAUCUAUGCUUCUGCAAUGGCUUGGGCAAUAAUUCCUCAUUAUGGAUGGAGUUUCAGCAUGGGCUCUGCCUACCAGUUCCACAGCUGGCGAGUAUUUGUGAUCGUCUGUGCACUGCCUUGUGUCUCUUCCGUGGUAGCCCUCACCUUUAUGCCAGAAAGCCCGCGGUUCUUGCUUGAGGUCGGAAAACAUGAUGAAGCUUGGAUGAUACUCAAGCAAAUUCAUGACACAAACAUGCGAGCUCGUGGUCAGCCUGAGAAAGUCUUCACAGUUAACAGAAUCAAAACUCCGAAGCAGAUAGAUGAGCUUAUAGAAAUAGAGAGCGAUACAGGAACUUGGUACAGGAGGUGUUUUGUUAGAAUUCGCACAGAGCUGUAUGCCAUUUGGUUGACAUUUAUGAGAUGCUUCAACUACCCAGUGAAGGAUAAUACGAUCAAACUUACAGCUGUAUGGUUCACCCUGUCUUUUGGCUACUAUGGCUUAUCUGUCUGGUUUCCUGACGUCAUUAAACAUCUGCAGUCAGACGAAUAUGCAUCCCGAGUGAAACAUUUCCGCAAUGAGGAGGUUUCACAUUUCGUCUUCAACUUCACAUUGGAAAAUCAGAUUCACAGCAAUGGAGAAUACAUCAAUGACAGGUUUAUUAUGAUGAAGUUUAAAUCAGUAACCUUUGAAGAUUCACUUUUUAAGAACUGUGUGUUUGAAGAUAUUACUUCACUGAACACAUUCUUCAGGAACUGUACUUUUGUGAAUACCACCUUCUACAACACAGAUCUCGAGCAGUAUAAAUUUGUUGACAGCGAGUUGAUAAAUUGCACGUUUUUCCACAUCAGGACAGGAUGCCAGAUUUCUUUUGAUGAUGACUACAGUGCCUACUGGAUUUACUUUGUUAAUUUCCUGGGAACUUUGGCAGUGUUACCAGGAAAUAUUGUGUCUGCUCUCCUGAUGGAUAGAAUUGGACGGUUAACGAUGCUAGGUGGUUCCAUGGUUCUUUCUGGCAUCAGCUGUUUUUUCCUGUGGUUUGGGACCAGUGAAUCCAUGAUGAUAGGUAUGCUGUGCCUCUACAAUGGCCUCACCAUCUCAGCAUGGAACUCUCUAGAUGUUAUUACCGUGGAGCUGUAUCCUACUGACAGAAGGGCAACAGGCUUUGGCUUUUUGAAUGCACUAUGCAAAGCAGCAGCUGUACUGGGAAACUUAAUAUUCGGUUCCCUUGUUGGUAUCACCAAAGCAAUCCCUAUUCUCCUUGCUUCUACUGUCCUAGUAUGUGGAGGUCUGGUAGGACUUCGCCUUCCUGACACAAGAACCCAGGUGUUGAUGUAACUGGGAAAAGCCAUUUACUAUUUAUUUAUUUAUUUCUUCGUACAAAUGUCAACUCUCCUGACCAAUGGUGCAAAGGCUUCAGAUUCUCAAUACUUUGUAGAGUGCUCAAAUGUCAAAAAUCAAACCCAAAAUAUAUUUGGAGUGAUAGAGAUUUAGAAACCUCUAUAUGAAAGUUUUAAAUUUCAAUUUUGUUUGUGUGCAUACAUCACUAUUCAAAACCACUUAAAACUGCAAAGCUACCUCUUAGAACACUUCUGGUGACAUGUCCAGGAAGGUAAAAACCAUACUGAUCAUUAGAUAUUUAAAAUGUGAGCAAUCAUAUUAUUUAAAAAAUUUGGCCAUGGCAUUUGGAGCUUUUGUAAGAGUACAGACGCGCAAGUCAAUAACUUAGCAGUAUUGGUGCAGAGAGUGCUAAUGUAUCAAUGCAUGCAGCAUUAAUCAGGAAACUCUACAGACCACAUCAGGACUGAGAAUAGCAGGAUCUCUUUAAAAUGUUAGCAUUAAAAAUUCAAUACAAAUACAUUUAUAAAAUUAUCAAACAAAAGAGGCAGAUCCUCUGAUGACAGGAACUGACAUUGCUUUCAGUGGAGCUAAGACAACUUGUAUUAGUUGAUGAACUAUCUGCACUUUCAAGUUUCAGGGAACAAAUCUGGUAUAACACAUAAGGAAAAAUUUAUCAGUAUUUCUUCUAAUUAUAUCUGACAACAUUCAUUAGGUGGUUGAACCAUUGCCAAAGAAAUUAGGGUCUCAGAUAAGGUCACAGUGUAGUAAGAUAGAGGUUUUUUUCAUUAAUUUGUCUCUUGCUCAUUUAUAUGAACUUGGCUUUGGGUAGUAGUAUCUAUCACUGCAUUCUGUGUCAGUCAUUGUCUUGGUCAUCCUGAAAGAGUCACUAAAGUCCACAUAGGAAGAUCAUUCUUUACAUUUAAAGUUCACUAUUUAUUUACCGAUUCUAGAAGUUGCAUUUUUCAGUUACUAACAAAUGCUUGUGCUACAAGUUGUAGCACCAAAUCGUUAGUCCAAGAGGUCUUUUUCUGUUGUUAACAAAUGAGAAAGGUGGCUGAAUUAAAAAAGCAUGUGUAUGGAAAACUAGCGAGUGUUUUUUUAAUGUUGAAAAUUUAAAUAUGAUAUCGUAAAAAACAAAGUUUAGGAAUUGUGUUUAUUUUGGAAUAUAAAUAGUCAAGACAUAUGAGAUUAAAUAUUUUAUAUUUAAAUCUGACUUAAACAUGUCUUUUAAAUUUCUAAACAAUGAUAUAAAAAAGGAGGAAGAAUUAUUUUUCACCAAGUUUCAGGUUAAGAAAAAAAUGCUGGCCUUGGUUUUGCAUCUGUGGCUUUUGUCCACUAGUCAUAGCCUUAGUAUUAUUUCAAGGCUGUUUUCUCCAGUGAGAAUUACAUUUGAGCCCUCUUUUUCUGUGCCAUUCAUUAGUAGCAUGUGUCCACCUUCUUGUACUUACUGUGCAACGUAUUUUGAAAUCUGAAGCCUCUGUACAUAUUUGGAGUAAACAUCAACAGCAAUGGUGAAAUAUUACAUUGUCUUGCUGUGCACCGUCCGCUUGAAAUAGUAUAUUCUGUCCAUCUCUGUAUGUAAUUCUGAAAAACAUCCAGAUCCAACACUUUAUGCCACCUGACCAGUAUGGUGAAAACGGGCCACAGAAAAACAAGGUUUGACUUUUGAGGGCUACAGUUCAAGACUAACACACUAAAAUCUCAUUACAUGCAAAAUUAUGCUGAUCAGAAAGCUGGUUCUUAUCAUAAAACCUGAGUACAUCAUAGGUGUGUGAUUAAGUCUGGAUGAAGUGGAAUACAGCAACAAUAGGAAUCAGUAAAGAUGAACAAGAUUCUCAACUGCACAGACCUUACAUGGUCCGGAAUGAAAGUGAAUGUUCUAAGGUAGAAAAAGGGAAAAAAAAAAGAAUAGUGUUUAGGAAAGGGAAAAAAAAAUAACUGAAAAGAGGAACAAAGAAAAAAUCCACGAACAUUUCCAUCAUACAAAACAAAACUUAAAGCCAGAAUUUCCCUAGCUGGUGAAAACUAGGUUGAACUUAGUUGGCUCAACAGUUUUGAACUAGUGAACAAGCCACCAUCAAAACUGUUUGAACAAUCAAUUGUUUGGGCUUGAGUGCAGUGAAGAUUUGUCUCAUAUAAAGGCAAAAGGAGUGAAUGCAAUUUCAAGCUAUAACUACUUAGAUAGGUACAAUCCACAGGCUGGUACAGAAAUACUUAAUCUAUGGAGAUCUAGACACAAAUGUUACUUAUGUCACAAGCAAAAGUGAUUUGACUGGUCUUCAGUGAAUUUGUGGGUUUUUUUGCAGUUUCCAAAGCAAUCUCAGGUAAUAAAUAUUGGACAGUAGGAACUGCACUUCCUUUCUUUGUCUAUUCACUUACAUCUCACAUAAAGAAUCACUUAGUGGCUUGGUUAGAUACCUGAUACACCACAGAGAACUGAUCUUGAUAGCAUAUGUGUAUCAGAGCUAUGAACAUAUAUAAUAAGAACUACUUUUUUUUCUGUUUUGGUCACUGAACUGACUGAUCACUAAGUGGAAACUCUUUUCAGUCUAAAUUGAAGUAGGAUAUAACAUCUAGUGCUCUUCUCCAUUAAAGCUGAAAGACUCAUCCCAAUGACAGCAAUGACAAUAAGUACGAUGGCUCUUGAAGACAGAGAAGUCUGAAAGCAUUUAGAACGGUAUUAAACAUGAUGGUCAACUACUUUAAAAUUCAAAAACAAAAACUACAGAAGAAACCACACAUUUUCAUUUUUGGCAGAGAAUAUUUAUUUAAUUUUAGUCCUUACAGGUUGCCUGAUAGCAGAGCUUGAUUUAGCAGAUUCUUAUUUCUUGAAAGCAACUUAUUGUGUUUGAACAUUUUAACCAGAUUGGUUAUAUUCAUGUUAGCACCUUGUUGGUUGGAAGCAUGUACUACUACAUUUGAUAUGCAUUGCACUGAUUACUGAGUAUGGACUCCUAGCAAGGGAACCAGGUCUAGGUGUUAAUGGUUUCUGGAGUCCUGAAGGGGAUUGUUAAUGAAUAACGUAUUGGGAAGCCUUCUUCCUCUAUGCUUGAUUUUAGCCAGUGCCUUUCCAGAGGUAUGUACUACAAAAUUUUGACACGGGUAAAAAAGUGUUAGCCCUCCUUCCUAAUGGCUCCAGUGGUCUACUCUUUGUUCAUCAUCUUAGAAAAGUGGGGCAAAGUAAGACUGCUAAUUCAGACUCUGCUCUCUUUCUCUUCCUGCUAUUCCAUUAAUUCCAUCCCGAAUUGCUUUUCUUACGAGAGGGCGAAUCUUAAAGAUAGUCAAAACUCACUGCUCAUGCUCUCACUUGCUUCCGACUUUAUAGUAACAUUCAGCAAGAAGGUUCGCUACAUAACUUUUGCAAUUUGUCCAUCCCUUUUUAAAUGGAGAUGGAAAGUGACCUCAAAAGUCCUUCAGAUUAUUUUAUCCUUUUCAAGCAGCCAGACUCCACAUUUCCUUACAUAUCAAGAAGGCUGAACAAAUACAAAGAGGGGUUUCCUGUCAGAAUGACCCUUGCUGAGCCUUUUUUUGCUGUAGGUGCAGCUGUGAGGUAAUCUUGUCAGUGCACCUAGUGUAGCUCCAUGUGAAAGAAAUAUUAUUCUCUGUUUUGUUUUUAGCUUUUCCUUCCACGAUGGAUCCUUAUCUUUGUGCAACUGCUCAUGAGGCACAACUGCUGAUUCCAAUUUUUAGAAAUAUAAUACAGUCCUCCGCCCCUCGUAUGGACAGCCUCUGUGUGCUGGUCUUUAGCUCUGUGCCCCAUUCUGAGUUUUAAAAUGAUCUUCAUUAGUCAGAGAAAGAUGUUUACAUCCAGUUGCACCUCUUUACCUAAACAAGAUGAUAUCAUGCUAAUACAACCUACAAGCCAUGUUUCCUGUUUAAUAACCUGGAAAUGCAAUUGAAAUUUCAAUCGCAAUGUUAAAAAAUGAAGUCUUGCACUCAGGGGGUCAAACACACAAGAAGUGAAAACAGAAAUCCUUCACUUCCUCUGGAGUCUUGAAAGAAAACACAUGUUCAGUAAUAAUAUUCCAGAAGAAAACAUGUCUGAGAGACUGCUUUUCCUCUGCAUAUCCUGCCUUCUUGUUCGUUAAACUUACUGUAAAACAUUAGGUAUUUGCCUGAAUUAGUACCUUCCAAUGCUGCUAGUUCAGGAAAAAUAGCAUGAAAAGGCAGACUUUUGCCUGCAGCUUGAAGGCAAGACAGGGAUCAAGCAGUGCUGUGGAAUUAGCAGAGACAUGUUAGCCAAAAAAUCUGGAACUUAGUUCAGAAGCUGAAUUAAAUAGAAAGCACCAAUGUAUAAUGCUAAUUGCAGGUAUCCUUUACCUUCACUUACCCUUAUCCAGUCUGCAGCCAGUCCAUAUGCUGAAAUAAGCCUGAUUUGCAUUCUUCUAAUGUUGAUAAUUUCAAUCAAAUCAUGCAAAAUAUUUUUGGAUCCAUUAUUGUUAUCUGCAUGCUUUAUUUUUGUUGCAGUGGUGAAUACGCUAUUUCUUAAUGCAAAGGAAGGAUCCUCCAAUAUUUAGUCCUACUCCAGAUGAGUAAGAUUGUUACAGAACUUCAUGCACAUUCAGGACCUCUCUUUGAUGCAGUGACCUAGCAUGUCAGAAACAGAAAAAAGACAAAAUGGGCCUGAUUUACUUUUCUCAUUUGAUAGCGGGUUGAAUUUAUCUCCAAAGAUGCUGACCUGUAAUAUAUAGCCAUGCUUUCUAGCCCUUCAAGUACAUACUGUCCAACUAAAAAUGAAUAAAGCAAUAAUUUUUCUCCUCCCACAACAUACACACAGCUGCGUUUACCAGGACCAAAAUUCUUAGGAAAAAAAUGGGGAAAAAUACAGGUGUGAUCGCUUUCUGUGGCAGAUGAUCUUCCCUGCUUGACAAAGGUAUAGAACAUAUUGACCAGCACACAGCCCAAUAACCGAAGACUGGAGAUUACUUAACAACAAAGGUAUCUGGAUGAGGAUAACCUGACACAAAAGUAUUGUCCUUUCCGCCCAGGGUAUUCAUGAAUACAUAUUUUAAUGCCAUAUAACCAAGAAGAUUUGUACAGAUCUUGCCCCUACUCUGGGCUUCAACACUUCUGAGCUGUAGCCUGACACAUCAGUCUGCAAGUGAGAGAGAAAUUGCUGGCAGGCUGGCUUUCAUCACUCUCUCCACACUAGCCACCCAAGCUCAUUUUGCUUGGUCCUAAGGAUCUGCGCUUUUGCUCAGCCUCCUACUUUCUAAUUUUGGACAUCUCCUACCUGCCACUCAGUUUUCACCAGUAGUCCUGACCAAGCAAGUUGAAGCUACUUGCUGCUAACGGACAGCACUCAUAACUCAUUGCAAGCACAGUACUCUGCAAAAGUGCAAUGUUGUAUGUGUUGUUCCAGUUUCAUCUGUGUCUAGUGCUAGAGUUGUCACCCAGCAUUUCUCUCUGAUAAUACUGCAUGUUUUCUAACCUAUAAGACGUCUUUUAUCCUUUUAAUGUCUGCCUUGUAAAUAUAUGCCUGUCCCCCUCUGACUAUGUGAUAAAAGUAAUUUUGUGAAUCUCACAUAGGCCUGUCUUACCCAUUUAAAAGGUGGUACUUCAGGAGAAAAUGGUCACAAAAAAAUAGUGAAAAGGAAUAAAAUUAAAUGCAAACCAAGAAGAGUAAGAUUUCAAGGCCUAGGCUUCAAUUACUUUUAUUUUUGUCAGCUGUUCUCCUUAAAUCCUAGGCUGCAGCUAUUUAAUACUGUAUAUUGUAAAGAAGUAUUACACAGUUAGAGGUGAAUACAUACACAGACACAUGUCUGGCUGAGUAUACACACAUAUAUACACAUACAGUUCCCUGUAACACAGGUGGGUGUAAGUCUUACAAAUCACACUCUCAUCUCAUUCUCCAUAACACUGUGUUAUUUUUGCAUUAUGCAUUAUGCUUAGAACUAAAGUAAAAUCCUCCUCCAUUCCUUGUGCAGAACCUUUACUUAUUCAUGUGCAAAAUUGUUGGGAUGCCAAGAUUCAUCUUAGCUGAUCAUUAGCUUUCAUCAUUGGAAGGGAACUCCUGAAAUGCUCUGAAAAUGAGCUUUGACUUUCUUGUAGCCUUCCCUGUCCCCACCCUACCAUGCCAAACAGCAAAACAUCAUAUGGUCAAAGACGCUGGUCAUGUUCCAGUGACUAGGAGACACAGCACUCUCAGAUACAUAAAAUCCUAAAAGCUAUGAAUUUUGCCUUACACAACUAGAAGUCCUUCAAAAUGUUCCAUGGGGAUCUCAACUUGUAAACUUCUGUGUAACAUUAUGAGAAAAUGUCUGUGUCUUGCUGUAUUGUAUGUUUUCAUUGUGUCUGCACACAUAGCUGCUCUUGUUCUAGUAAUGUGGCCAAAUAAUUGUUUGCUGCUGUUCUUGUCAGCAACCUUUGACCAGCCUGAAACAGAGCCAUUGCCAGGGUGUCUUUCGAUUGAUGAUUAACGCCCACAAAGAUCUUCUACAGUAAUUACAGCUAUAAUUCAAGCAAAUCUAGGGUGAAAAUAGCAGCACAUGCACACAGAGCAGUGAGGGUGGAGCGAGCUUUUCCAAAAGCUCUGGCAUCUGCUACAUUUCUCCUCCCCUGUUUGCAGGACAUUUGCUCUUUGCAGUGUGCUUUGUUUGGUGAAGGGCACAAUGCUACCAAACUAAGAAAGUAGCAGCAGAAAGACUUUAUUCCUUCCACAGGACUUAACAAUGUAUAUUUGCUAUAGGAAAGUAAACUCUAUAUGAAGGUUAAAACAAACAAACAAACAAACAAAGCCAAGCAGCUUGCAAUUAAUUUUUUUUCUUUUAUUUUUUCUUCAUGUGUUCUAGGAGUUGAUAGACUGAAUACCAAUCUAUACCAAACCUUUGGGAAGAGACUAUGAAAGGGUAGCAAUGCUUACAUGACAGUACUUUUGGAAAGGUAGUGGGUCUUUCCAAAAGGAAAACCUAGUCACUGAGAGACUGUGAUUACGAAUAGACAGUUUUAAGUAGAAAACUGCUGUUCAGAUUCAAAGUAGUAGUACAUAAUACUAGCUUCUAUGCAGAAAUUUGUAAACAUAGAUUAAAUCAGUAGUUUAGAAGGAAAAAGAGAAUAUUAAUACUUGGAGAGCGACUUACAAAACACAACCGCCCAUUAUCUCUUUUGGACAAACCAUACAGCUCUUUCCUGUUUCUUCCUGCCACAGAUCCCUUCUGAUAAGGUGACUGAUUUCAUUUGUGCCCCACUAGUGAAAUUCAAAUUUUUACUGACAUUUGCAACAAAAAUGAGAGCAGGCACAAAAUUAGCCUCUAGGAAAACUAGCUUAUUUAUAAAGAGUUUUUAAAAAUGCACCAAGCUGUUCAUGACUGGAUUGUCUUCCUAGUUGUUCAGGAUCCUACAAAGUGUCAAAUUAAGCUGUAUUUUAUGUGUAAACUGAUCCCUGUUUAAAUCAGUGAAGCAAUUUGCAUGAUUGGGAUCUUAGCUUUCUCUUUCAAAAAUAUUAAGUACAUGAUUGUGUAUAAUGUCAUGCUGGGAUUGCUGUUGCAAGAGAAAUGUGGGGGUUUAGGCCUUAUUUUUAACAUGAAUAACUUUAGCCUGGCUAUUUCCUAUGAAUGUAAUGUUUCCCAAACAGUAAAAGGAUUUAUAAUAGCACCCCAUGCUGCAAGCUUAAUGAAUCAACUGACAGCUUAUUAUUCUAUAGAACAUUGUAUUAAAAAUCCCAACUAAAACUUCACCCAGAAUUGCUGUAUUACCUUCAGCUGCAUAACAUUGUAACAACUGAAUAGUAUCUCCCACUUGGCUUCGAAUAUGUUUGGCAAUGUACUAGACAUAACUGGAUUUUUUUAUUUUAAGUGGGCAGUUUCCUCUGCGACAAUGAAAUAUGAGCAGAAGUCAGACAUCAAGGAUAAGGUAAAGUAGAGCUUUUUGCCUUCACUAUAAUUUAUUGUCAUUGUCAGAUUGCUGAUUUUCUUAAAAACUUAAUCGCAUUUUGUAAUGCUGAGCCACAGAAGGAAAAUAUGUGUUCUUUCGUAGUUUUUCAUGAGCUAUGUUCUGCUCCCAGUUUAUCCUACUAAACUUCCACUCAAAUUUCCAACUACUCUGAGCCAACUAGGAGUACAGUUUUUCAAACUGUCUUUCAUGUACAAAAGCACAGGUGUGUAAGUGUGCAUAUGCUGUCAAGAAAUUCAUAACCAUUUCUGACAGUCUCCAUAUCUUAAGGCGAGGAAACAUGUACAUAUUGUAUAUAUGGUAAUGAGCUACUUUGAAGUUGAAUUCCCAUUUAUACAUGUUUACUUCUAGAUCUGCUAAUCUGCAACAAGAUCUUGGCAAUGGUCCUGACUUCUCUCUUUCUUUCUUUCUUUGUUUUCUUUAUGGCUGUGUGUGAUCUCCUGCAAAGCAGGUUACAGUCAUCACUAUUGUAUAUAUGUGUUUGCAUGUGUGUGCCUUGAUAAAUUCUCUCUUUGGAGUUCUGAAUUUUUCAUUUCAAGUCCAGCUGGUACAAUUGUGAACUCAUCUUUCCAGUAUGCUCCUCUGUGUUGGAUUGCCAACUUCCAAAAUGUUUGACCAAGUGUUUUGAUUAAGUCCCCUGAGGAAAGCUCCUUGUAUACUUGUGAAAGGGCAUGCUCUGUGUAAGAUGACUGUGUACAGUAUAAAUCUAUAAAACGUGGAAGUGUUUAUAAAUUUAUCUGCCAAAUAUUUAUCAUCCAUGUAAGAAAUGCAAAGCUAUUUAGUGUACAUCAGAUUAAUAAAGGGGAUAUUUUGCUUCACUAUAUUCAAAUAAAGAUUUGUUCUUUGCAAUGAAUA
This is a messenger RNA of Strigops habroptila (Kakapo), 11156 nucleotides long. It is a transcript of the gene SV2C, whose product is annotated as synaptic vesicle glycoprotein 2C. Gene Ontology annotation, biological process: chemical synaptic transmission; transmembrane transport. Bases 225 to 2408 code for a protein of 727 amino acids. Gene Ontology annotation, molecular function: transmembrane transporter activity. Gene Ontology annotation, cellular component: membrane. NCBI's taxonomy places the organism in Eukaryota, Metazoa, Chordata, Aves, Psittaciformes, Psittacidae. The record is from RefSeq and is a predicted model, not a curated record. The transcript has 13 exons.